Verruconis gallopava is the source of this 1663-nucleotide messenger RNA. Its product is annotated as protein disulfide-isomerase domain. Lineage: Eukaryota; Fungi; Ascomycota; Dothideomycetes; Venturiales; Sympoventuriaceae. The coding region runs from base 172 to 1275 and encodes 367 amino acids. Gene Ontology annotation, molecular function: protein disulfide isomerase activity. The record is from RefSeq and is a predicted model, not a curated record. Gene Ontology annotation, cellular component: endoplasmic reticulum. Gene Ontology annotation, biological process: protein folding. The transcript is spliced from 4 exons.
AGCGCAGGCGCUCCUCAGCCUUGGGCCUGGAAACUGCGCGUUCGAGGUCGUGAAGGUGGAUUCCCCUCGAUACUUGCCUUUCGUUGCUUUCUUGUUUUCUUCUCCUGCAAUCACGCCAACACGGAUAGGCGCAAGAACAGCAUAUAUCGCACACACAUUCAAUAGCCCAGCAUGAGGAUACCAGCGCUUUUUGCGUCGCUUGCCAUUGGCACCACAGCGGCAUCCGCUGUCCUCGACCUCAUCCCGGAUAACUUCGACAAGGUUGUUCUGAAGUCUGGCAAGCCAGCUUUGGUCGAAUUCUUCGCUCCAUGGUGUGGACACUGCAAGAACCUCGCUCCCGUCUACGAGGAACUUGCAACGGCCUUCGAGUUCGCCAAGGACAAGGUCAGCAUCGCCAAAGUCGACGCAGACGCACAGAAGGAGCUAGGUCGCCGGUUUGGCAUUCAAGGUUUCCCCACACUAAAAUGGUUUGACGGAAAGAGUGACACACCGGAGGACUACAAGGGCGGCCGCGACUUGGACAGCCUGAGUGCCUUUAUCACAGAGAAGACCGGCAUUCGGCCUCGGGGUGCGGUCAAGCCACCAAGUGAGGUGAAGAUGCUGAACGAUAAGAAAUUCAAUGAGACCGUGGGCAAGGACAAGAACGUCUUUGUUGCAUUUACUGCACCUUGGUGUGGACAUUGUAAGACUCUGGCCCCGAUUUGGGAGCAGCUCGCUACGGAUUUUGUCUCCGAGGACAGUGUUAUCAUCGCCAAAGUUGAUGCUGAAUCCCCUGACUCUAAGCGCGUUGCCCAGGAACAGGGUGUCACAUCCUAUCCAACUAUCAAAUGGUUCCCCGCUGGCAAGACCGAGGCCGAGAAGUACUCGGGCGCACGAACAGAAGCUGCUUUCAUCGACUUCAUCAACAAGGAGGCUGGCACGUACCGAGCUCCUGGUGGUGGUCUCACCGCCGCCGGCGGUACUAUUGCUGCUGUGGACACUGUCAUUCAGAAGAUCGUUGACGGCGGCAAUACUGUUGCUGAGAAGGCAGAUGAAAUCGCCAAGGCUGCCAAGGCAGCAGCUGGCGAAAAGUACGCCGAAUACUAUGGCAAAGUUGCCGGCAAAAUCAAGGCGAAUGAAGGAUACCUCGACAAGGAGCUUAGCCGUCUUGAGGGCAUUAUCAAGAAAGGCGGUCUCGCUCCUCAGAAGCUUGAUGACCUUGUGUCGCGUAGCAAUAUCCUACGUAGAUUUAAGGUGGCAAAGACAGAGACUACAGAUGAAAAAGAGGAGUUGUAAGCCUGCAGACCGACGUCUUAGCAUAGCAGAUGACAGGGCAAGAGCAAUAUUCGACAUGUACGAUAAUCACGAAUAGUUGACCGGUCAACAAGGAGGCCCAAAAAUGAAACAACCAUCAUGUUAUCCUCCUUUGGAUGGUUUAGGAGAAUGCACAAUCGACGUGGUUUGUGCAAAGCAAAUGAAAGCACGCAGGAACGAUUGGCAGGCAUCGCGGAUUAGAAACGCCAAGCAAUGUCAAAAAGCUUCGUUUGUCGUCACAUAUUCUACACAAAUAGUGUGGCUGGUUUUUCGUUUUGGAACGUCUUGGGUCUCGCAUCUUCGUCGGACUUUUUAGUGCUUUUCUUUUCGAGACUGAUCAAGAGGGAACGAGCGGAGCUAUGAAACUGCC